Drosophila grimshawi is the source of this 912-nucleotide messenger RNA. Its product is annotated as cilia- and flagella-associated protein 299. NCBI's taxonomy places the organism in Eukaryota, Metazoa, Arthropoda, Insecta, Diptera, Drosophilidae. The transcript has 2 exons. The record is from RefSeq and is a predicted model, not a curated record. The coding region runs from base 74 to 781 and encodes 235 amino acids.
CUGGUUUGCGGCAGCUGUUUUCUGGUUUUAACAUAUUGUUAAUUAACAAUUUGACUUUAGUUCGAUUUGGGGCAUGGCGCUGCUAGACUAUAAUUCGUAUGAGGAGUAUUUGGAUCACUUCAUCAGCAUAAAUGAUGUGCGAUAUUUGGGCAAUUGGGCACUCAGCAGGCAACUGAUACAGAAUGCCUGUGGCAAGAGCUGCAUGGGUCGUCUGCUGAGUCGUUCCGAGUUUGUGGAGCAGCGCAAAAAAGCUGAAGUUGCUCUAGAUCCACAUAGCAUCAGUGAUUUCCCACUCUUUGGAGCGAGCUAUAACGGCAAUGAUGAAGUGCUGCAGCAGUUUGCCCAACGGGAACAUAAACUCCUCAAUAAGCAAAUAUCGACGAUUAUCUUUUUGUUGAUGCGCUCGGCGAAGGGCCUCGAAAUCUCGGGAUUCAUUGAUCUGGAGCACAGUCUAAGGGAAUCGCGUUACAAGACCUCCGGACACUAUGUCAACUGGCCAGCCAUAUUUGAGGGUAAGGCCAGGUUAAUGCCGCGUCCGCAUCACCUGAGCUACUUUGACUGGAAGAAGAACAUGGUGCGCUGCAAUAAUACCCCCAAUUUCCAAGUGAUAUCGGGCGGUGUUCACAGUUUGCUAAUGAUGCAUCGUGCCGAUCACAAGAUAAUCUGUGUGAGCGCUGGCUGCACUUGCAGUUAUGAGCGAAAUGCUCAGCGUAGUAUUUAUGACUCAAAUAUUUAUGGACAAUGCCUGUUCUUUGAUCACAACAUCAGGCGCAUCAGUUAGCCAUGCCUGCACUCAAGCGGCUUUAAGCUGUCGUAUGGUCUAAUUGUAUGUUUGUUCGAAAACAAAACUAUGAUUGACAUGUUGAAUAUAUACGGAUGUAUAAAUAUGUAGUGCAUAUACCAUGCCAUUUA